AUGGACAAGACUCGGAAUCUUGAAGAGUCGUUGAAAGCUCUCGCCCUUAAAGAAUCAGCGGGGUCACGAGGCGAACAGGGUUUGCUGGACCAUGAGGUCGAGAUCUUCGAAACGAGCUAUUCACAACUCCGUGCUGAACCGAACCUUCCUGAUAUUCGCAUCCGCAUUCUGUGCCACGCUCUUCCGAACAGGAACUAUGAUAUGGUCUCGAGGCUCUUGGCAGAUAUCGAUGAGAAAGCACUUUGCGUGCACGGUCAGCUGUGUAUUAUGAAGGCUCUCAUUCUCAAUAACGUCCAGCCAGGAUCUGUGCCAGGGCUGCCAGAGUCCAUGGGCAAGAUUUUGGCUCUGCUACUGAGACAUGGUGCUCCUGCGGCAGUUGCCGACGAGCAUGGCAAAUGUCCUCUAUACUUCGCUUGCAAGACGGGGGACUCGAGAACUUUUCGGACGCUUAUAGAAGCAGGUGCCAAUGCGCGUCAGCUGGUCUCCUUAAACAAGAGCAAGUACGGCGAGGUUCAAUUAGGAGAAAGCAAAGAGCGGUUCACGCAACAUCUACUUCAGGCAACGUGGCGAUCCUGGCAAAGUGCAAGAGAAUAUCCACAUUCACUCGACCACCGUCAAGAAGAUCUUGCAAAAGGGCAUGCAGCGAUCAUCCUGCAACUGCUUGACAUGGGCUUAGAAAUGGAUACAGCUGAUCCCGUCCUCGUCUCCGUGUAUCAUAUGCUGUGCUGUCAUGGACACUUGGAACGAGUCAAGAAGCUGACAAGUCUUGGAGUAAGCGUCCAAGCAAGAGGGGUGGACUGGAACCGUGGAUUCUCGGUCACAUUUGCACUCCAAGCCGCUGCGAUCGGCUGCCAGUCGCAAGUCGUAAAGUACCUCCUGGAGCACGGGGCGUCACGAAGCUCUAAAGGGCGAAUUUAUACGGGUCGAUGGGGCUCACUAAAUAUUUCCGAACCGGAAAGACCUAUGACGGCCUUGGUCAGCGCUCUGUAUUAUCAUCGCAGCUCGGGCGACAUUCGCGACAUAUGCCGGCUCCUCUUCGACCCUCAUGCCGACGAAGAUGAUCUACGGUGUUUGCUUUACUUCAGCAUCGAACAGGGAUGGAUGGAGAUGGUGAAGGACCUACUCGCAAGAAAGGUACGGGUCGAAAGUGUUCCGCUGUGUUUGAACACGGAAAUGAUCGAUACCGUUGCUCGUCAUGGCGUUUGUCUGGAUGGUAGGCGCUUUCUGCAGUAUGCAUUGAACCGUGGCAACUUGGAACUGCUGAAGUAUCUGGAAAAAGACCAUGGCGUGGGGAUCGAUUUGCACGACUUCCCACAUGUUGCACUUGGCUUGAUGAGACGAUAUCACUAUCAUCAAUGGGCACGAGACACCACAAGACGUGCCGAGUAUGCGGAGAUCAUGAAGUAUCUGCUGGGUGGACUUUUGUUGGUGGUGAAUGAUGCCUUCAGGAUGGCACGGAGGACAAAUCUGGAUGUCGACUUCGAAGACUAUUACACCUUGAAGGAUGUCAGUGACUUUGCUAAUUGCGAGAUCGUCAGCACAGACAUGGAUGCCUACCCUCCCAUUCGUCUCGGCGACGAUACGUCUGAUCCUGGAGUCCAGACAAGCCUUCUACGCUUGGCUUGCGAAUGGGAGCUGUAUCCUGUAGUACGAUGGCUCGUCGAAGAUGAGGACGCCGAUCCUGCAUGCCCAGGACUCACAUGCUGUGCUCUGGACUACUACAUUCAGCGGCCGCCUCUUGAAUCCCGUCUAUUGGGCGAUGAUCUUGAUGAACGGCUCGCACUACUCCUCCUUGAGCGAAGCAGAGACGAUGAUGUAGGAUAUUGGGAGCACGAAUUGGCGACGCAUCUCCAGCAGAACACACAAGACGUGAAGGCUUGUACAACCUGGACGAGCUCAGUACCUAUACCGGGGGGUGAAGGCAACAUUGAACGUGUUGACGUAAGUCGCGUCGUUCUUCCCCGGCCUUACUCGUCACAUGCCACUCCCUUUACCUAUGUUAAUUUACGUGGCCACAAGACGAUCCGAUUGUUCCACUUGGAGGCGGCCGCAUGCCUGGAUGAUCCUCUUUGCGGUACACUGUCUGAUCACGAACCUAUCGAUUGCCCGCCCUUCGAAGCUCUUUCGUACGUGUGGGGCGAUACAACCGAGCAGUGCGUGAUCUCAGUGAAUGCCAAACCAUUCUGUAUUACAAUGAACCUAGCCGCAGCUCUGUAUAGAAUGCGCAGUCCAGAUGGGCCUCGAGUCCUGUGGGUAGACGCUAUAUGCAUCAACCAGCAAGACAACAAUGAGAAAAGCCGCCAAGUCAGCCUGAUGGAGAACAUCUAUCAAAGAGCGACUAGAGUGCUGGUCUGGAUAGGCGAGCAUGCAGAUAACUCCCAGUCGAUAUUUGAGUGGCAUGAGAGCAACAAAGACAAGAUCGAAGAUGAUGCCAACCAACCGAAGCACAUUGUUAGCCCACCAAAUUUCUGGUACUCCGAGGAGGCGCAGACUGCUUUCGAAGCCAUAUGCCGGAGGAAUUACUGGUAUCGCACCUGGAUUCUUCAGGAGCUUGGAUUUGGCGUCAAGGCGACCGUGAUCUGCGGAUCUGACAGCGUCGACCUGAAGGGUUCGUUCCGCUUUGGUCAAGAAGCCAGAUGGUUGAGCGACUAUCAUCCCCUACGUGGACCGCACGCAAUCCGGCAUGCAGAACGUGUAUCUCGCCUGGCAAACUACUGCGACAUUUCGGGCGUCGCUACAUUGACUCGAUGUUGCCAGUGUAAAGACCCUCGCGACAAGGUGUUUGGCAUCCUCGGAUUGCUCCCUAGUAAACCCAUUCCUGUCCACUACGACGGUCCUGUCGAGGAUGUCUAUCGCAGCUUCACGAAAGCAAUCAUCGAGCACCGCAACGACCUCCUCGCUCUGCACUGGCUAGGUCCAAAUCGCAGCUUACCUGGUCUCGAUUCGUGGGUCCCGGACUGGAGCAUCUCGAAGCCUGUGGGUGUACUUCCCCGAGCCCAUGAUACAGAGCGUCUCGGAUGGGAGCUCAAAGAUGCGCCUGACUUAUCUUUCUCGGGAUCAGAGCUCACCAUCAAGGGCGCUCGACUAGACAUCAUCCACUCCAUAGGAGGAACACUUUCCGUCCCGGACGAUUGUACCCAGACGAGUGCAGCAUUCAAUGCAACAAUGCUCCGCUGGGAACAGCUCGUCCUCGCUGAAGUCCAGAAACACGGCAUCAAAGCACUCGAAGCAUUCGCUCGAACUCUACAUGCCGAAGACGACUACUGCAUGGACAAAAGACCCGGCGGUCGCAUCCUCUUCCCUUUCGCAAUGUGGUACCAUCACUACGGCACCGGAUUCCUGGAAACUGAAGCGUCUCGGUCUUUCGAGCUCGUCGAACUCGCCAUGGUCAUCCUCGCCCAGAUCCAGGACUGGAACGACUGGGAUUCGUCCAUGCAGCAGAAGAUAUGGGGUUACACCGAGAGUAUGGAAGUCUCAUGUUACGGACGGCAGUUUUAUAUCACGGAGGGAGGGUCGAUGGGUCUUGCGCCGCCUGGGGCGAGGGUUGGAGAUGAGGUCGUGUUCUUUCCGGGUUCGUCGUAUCCUUUUGUUGUGAGGAGGAAUGAUGAUGGUAGGACGUGGGAGAUGGUGGGUGACUGUCAUUUGGAGAAGCUGGACGUUGAAGUCAUCAAAGCGACGCCGAUGGAGUAUUUUACGUUAAGAUAA
This is a messenger RNA of Zasmidium cellare ATCC 36951, 3705 nucleotides long. RefSeq lists its product as uncharacterized. The transcript has a single exon. The coding region runs from base 1 to 3705 and encodes 1234 amino acids. The record is from RefSeq and is a predicted model, not a curated record. Gene Ontology annotation, molecular function: protein binding. NCBI's taxonomy places the organism in Eukaryota, Fungi, Ascomycota, Dothideomycetes, Mycosphaerellales, Mycosphaerellaceae.